Messenger RNA from Capsaspora owczarzaki ATCC 30864, 1027 nucleotides. RefSeq names its product progestin and adipoQ receptor family member IIIa. Bases 68 to 934 code for a protein of 288 amino acids. Gene Ontology annotation, cellular component: membrane. Lineage: Eukaryota; Filasterea; Ministeriida; Capsasporidae. The record is from RefSeq and is a predicted model, not a curated record. The transcript has 5 exons. Gene Ontology annotation, molecular function: signaling receptor activity.
UUUCAACUCAGAGUUUCUGCUUCUGUUUGCUGUUGCUUGCUUCUGUUGCUUGCUUCUAUUCCAUAGCAUGGCAUCGCUGCAUCCAAACAGCGUGCUGCUGCACAAGUACAGCGAAAUCCCGCCGUUCUUGCAGGGCAAUCCGCACAUCAAGGACGGCUACCGGGUCUUCCUCUCGUACCCAAUGUGCCUGCGCAGCCUGUGCGUCCUGUCGAACGAGUUUGUCAACGUGUGGUCGCACCUUGUCGGGUUCCUGCUGUUUGUCGGCCUCUUCCUGCAAGACCAGGCGUCCGUCAUUGAGACCAGCGGUGGCGAUGCGACGGAUCGCAUGGUCAUCUCAACGGGGCUCGCUUGCUUCCAGAUCUGUAUGAUAUUCUCGGCGUCGUUCCAUCUGUUUCACUGCCACUCUGAAGACGCGUGUCGGCGAUGGCUUCGAUUGGACUUGCUCGGGAUUUCGGUCGCCGUGUGCGGGUGCUACUUUACUGGAAUUUACUAUGGAUUCUACUGCCUUGAUUACUUUCGAAACAUGUACUUUGCACUGUGCUCAGUCCUCACCCUGGCAACCGUGUCGUUCCAGCUGCAUCCGAAUUUCGACACGCCUCACUGGUUUGAGCGUCGCCUGGCUCUGUACGCAGCAAUAGUCAUGUUUGGCAUUGUGCCGACCAUGCACUGGGCCAUCAUCUAUGGCGGGGAGGCUGGAGAAGUGCAGCUCUUCCUUCCCAAGGUGGUCAUCAUGUACCUGCUCUUCCUGAUUGGCGUUAUUUUCUACAUAACUCGAUUCCCCGAGCGCUCCUUCCCCGGCAUGGUUGAUAUCUUUGGGUCGAGUCACCAAUGGUGGCACGUGUUUGUGCUGGCUGCCUUGCUCUACUGGCACAAUGCUGGACUGGAGGUGUUUGCGUACCGGAAAACGAUGCCGUGCGUCCAACCUGGUGGCUGAAACAUUCUGCGGGCUCUUCCGCGCUUUUUCCGGUCUGUUAGUAGUUGUGCAUUGUUCUUCUGUGGUAUUGUGUCUCUUGGUGUCUCUUGUACU